GAUAGCUCAAGUGGGAUAGAGGUAGCACACUGGUUGCCUCAAGCGACAGUUCAUCAGUAAAAUGCACACUCAUGACACCCAGUGGUGCAUUUAGUACUUGAAUCCUAAACUCAUGGUCCAACAAUCCCCAAUCAAACACAAGUCCAUAUAUCAUGAACAAGUUCUGAACUGCAAAUUGCAAAAUGUUGGCGCCACGAUCAUUUGUAAAGUUCCAACUUGUGCGUUCACUUUAAAAGAACGAGCGAAUAUUCUAGUGGCCCAGUUUUCUUCCCCGGUGAUGACUAUUAAUCAAUAAGUUUAUCUAGAGCCGGCAUAAUCUGCGAGGGCUAACUGCCUGGCGCAGGGAUGAAGCUAUUCUACAUUUCUGGAAUUCAAAUUGACAUUCUUUCCAGCUAUCAGAAAAUUGUUACGAUUUAAAGAGUUCAUCCUACGUCUGCCCUGUGACGAUAAUCAAGGAAGGAAAAUCGACAGAAUAGAAAGACAUGGCAGCCGAAUUAGACCUUGUGAAUCUGUUGAUAAUUGCUGGGGGAACGCUGGCUAUCCCCCUUUUGGCAUUCGUCGCUUCCUUCCUCUUGUGGCCCUCGGCACUCAUUAAAGUCUACUAUUGGUACUGGAGGAGGACUCUGGGUCUCCAGGUCCACUAUGCAGAUUGCCGAGGCUACCGUUUCUGUUACUCCUGUCGAGGCAAGCCCGGAAUGAGGCCCUCCAUUCUGAUGCUGCACAGCUUCUCUACUCACAAAGACACUUGGCUCACACUUGUCAAGUACCUGCCAAAACAUCUACACAUCGUAUGCGUGGACAUGCCAGGCCACGAGGGUACGACCCGGACCAACGCAGAGGAUUACUCCAUCGUGGGGCAGGCCAGGAGAAUUCAUCAGUUUGUGGAAACAAUUCGCUUGGACCGGAAACCUUUCCAUGUGGUUGGGACCUCCAUGGGGGGAAAUGUCGCCGGGGUGUACGCCGCCACUUACCCAAGAGAAAUUUGUAGCAUGACGCUCAUAUGUCCAGAUGGUAUCAAACAUCCAUGUGAGACCAAGUUUGAUAAUCAUCUGCAAGAUCUGGAGCGUAGCAACUACACACUGAAUAUUCCACUCAUCCCAACCACACCUGAGGAGAUGCAGGACAUGUUCAGGCUAUGUUCACAUGUUCGCUUUAAGAUACCUCAGCAGAUUCUCCAAGGACUUGUGGAUGUCCGAGAGCCUCACAACUCUUUUUAUGAAGAAGUGUUUCUCGAGAUUGUGAGUGAGAAAUCCAGAUAUGCUUUACAGGAACACUUGCAUCUCAUCACUGCGCCUGUGCAGGUGAUAUGGGGCAAACGGGAUCAGGUGGUGGAUGUGUCUGGAGCCACGGUCAUUGCAGAAAUGUUGCCAGGAUGCAGAGUGGACCUGCUGGAGAACUGUGGCCACUCUGUGGUGAUGGAGAAGCCUUGUCGCACAGCCAAACUCAUCCUCGAGUUCAUCAUCCUGCAGCAAGAAGCGAGAGGAGGCGCAAAGAAAUCAUCCUAAAUUCAAAUUGGGGUUUGUGUGUGGUUAAUAAUAAAUAAUAGAAAGAAAAUGUGGGGGUUAAAGUUACUGUGCUUGAUUUGACCGCAGAACUUUGUGCAAUAGUC
Molecule: messenger RNA, 1609 nt
Organism: Syngnathus acus (greater pipefish)
Lineage: Eukaryota; Metazoa; Chordata; Actinopteri; Syngnathiformes; Syngnathidae
Gene: abhd6b
Product: abhydrolase domain containing 6, acylglycerol lipase b
Exons: 9
Coding region: 483-1505 (340 amino acids)
Source: RefSeq, a predicted model, not a curated record